CGUAUAAACAUCCAGAAAUCUCAAAACCUUGUUAUAUUUAUACACACAAAAUUCAUUAAUCAAAACAAAACCUAACAAACAACAACAACACAAAAUCUCUCGAAUCUCAAACUCUUUAUUAAUCUUUCUUUGUUCAUGAACAUGGAAUAUAGAACCUUAGAACUCAACAUCAUAUCCGCUAAAGAUCUCAAAAAUGUUAAUCUUUUCUCCAAGAUGGACGUUUACGCCGUCGUUUCAAUCUCAGGCGAUCCAUUAAACCCACAAACUGCCACCACCCACAGGCAUCGUGACGGUGGAACAAGCCCUACAUGGAACUUCCCCGUCAAAUUCACCAUCAACGAUUCUCUCGCUAACCAGAAUCGUCUCUCUCUCGAGGUCAAACUCAUCUCCGAUCGUACCGUUGCCGGCGAUACCUUGAUCGGCAAGGUUCAUAUCCCUCUCAAGGAGCUUCUUGAUAACCCCUCCGGAGAUUCUUUCCGGCAGGUUAAUUAUCAGGUUAGAACAUCUUCAGGGAAAGCUAAAGGAAACUUAAACCUCUCUUACAAAUUCGGCGAAAAAGUCCAAGCUCCGGCGAUGAAAACAACGUCGAAACAUGAACCGGUGAAGGGAAAAAACGAACAUGAACCGGUGAUGGCUUAUCCUCCACCUGGAAUGGCGGCAGCUGGGUCUAGCUCGGUGCCGUAUGGUACACCUUAUCCUCCUCAGCCGCAACAACCGGGUUAUGGAUAUCCACCUGCACCACCGGCAGCGGCUGCUUAUGGUGGCUACCCACCGGCUCAACCUGGUGGUUAUCCACCAGCUCAACCAGGUUAUGGCUAUCCACCUCAACAGGGUCAUGGUUACCCGCCACAACAACCGGGUUAUGGAUAUCCACCACAACAACCGGGUUAUGGAUACCCGCCGCAACAACCGGGUUAUGGAUAUCCAGGGGCACAAGCACAGAAGCCUAAGAAGAAUAAAAUGGGAAUGGGAUUGGGAGCAGGGUUGCUUGGAGGUGCUUUAGGUGGGAUGUUGAUUGGAGAUAUGAUUUCUGAUGCUUCUUCUUAUGAUGCUGGAUAUGAUGCUGGCUUUGAUGAUGGUGGUUUUGAUGGUGGUUUUGAUUUUUAAUUCAUCUCUUGUUACUAUCAUUUCACUUUUGGUAUCUGUUUUUAUUUGAUUUCGAGGAUGCUUUCUGGUGUUUCAUAUUGAAGCUAACAUGAAUUUGUAUUUAACUUUUGAUAUAUAAUAUAACUCAUGUUUGUGACAUCAAAUUUGGUUUUUUUUAAUUUUUGUAUAGUAGCAUAUCAUAUUUUGUUGGCAAA
Messenger RNA from Medicago truncatula (barrel medic), 1301 nucleotides. Its product is annotated as protein SRC2. The record is from RefSeq and is a predicted model, not a curated record. Gene Ontology annotation, biological process: defense response. The transcript has a single exon. The coding region runs from base 136 to 1107 and encodes 323 amino acids. NCBI's taxonomy places the organism in Eukaryota, Viridiplantae, Streptophyta, Magnoliopsida, Fabales, Fabaceae.